Messenger RNA from Batrachochytrium dendrobatidis JAM81, 1377 nucleotides. RefSeq lists its product as uncharacterized. The record is from RefSeq and is a predicted model, not a curated record. The transcript has a single exon. Bases 1 to 1377 code for a protein of 458 amino acids. Lineage: Eukaryota; Fungi; Chytridiomycota; Chytridiomycetes; Rhizophydiales.
AUGCCAAAACGAUACCUCAAUGUUGAAUACAACACUAUUUCUACUGAAAUCGAUGUGACUGACUUUGAAGACCUGAGUGACGUUCAGGAUGUUAUCAAGUCUGAGUAUGGUCCUGCUAUGGCUGACAUUGAUGCUCCUCAACUCCAACUAUACACCAACAGUAACAGGGACCAACUAAUCAACACCUGGGCUUUACUCGACUCCCUUCCUCAAGAAUACUUUACUCAAAAUGGUUAUUGUGUUGUCAUUGGUUGUUUACCUCUACCCACCAGGGAACCAAGCAAAAGUACCAUUUUUGAUGCAGGUUCUACUUCUUUAUCAACAGCAAACCAUCAAGACUUUUCUCCUAAACGACAACGUACCGAACCCAAUGAUUUGACAACCCAAUUCAAGUCGUUUUCAAACGCCCAGCUGAUCGAUGAAUGCAUACAGUCGACAGAUCAUGUCUUUUUCCCAUACACCCAAGACAAAAUCCAAAAACUAUAUGUUAGAGAGUGCUAUCAUGAUGUGUUUGGCUUGCUUUUGGAUCAAAUUGAUCGUGGCAUGGAAUCAUUUGCAAUAUCUGGAACAUCAGGCAUCGGAAAGUCACUGUUUUUUGUCUACAUAUUGCAUCGCUUGAUGGAUGACUUUACCACGAAAACUCUGUCCUUGAAGCCAAACCGGAUUGUUUAUCAAGUGGGAUCCUCGUACAAAUGCUUUGACUUGCAGCAACAACUCGUCACAGAGCUUGGACUUGAAGUGGUCAAUAUUGUUUGGAAACAAGACACAUUGUAUAUUGUUGAUGGACACACGAUUCCAAGAUCAUCAUGUUGUAUUGUCUUGUUCAUGUCAUCUCCUCAGUCUGAAUGGUACAAGGAAUUCGUCAAACAAAAGAUGGCAAGGCAAUGGUAUUUUCCUGUUUGGACUUUGGACGAGUUACAGGCUUGCCGACGUCAUUGCUAUCCGGAUGUACCCAUUGAGACUAUCAAUGAGAGAUAUCGCAUGUAUGGUGGUGUAGCUCGUCAUGUCUUUGAUAUUGUAUCAAAUCCAAUGGAGAAAGCUUUGGCUGAUGUUGAUGCAGUCAAAGGGGUACGAAACAUUGGAUUCACAAUCAAAAUAUCUGCAAAUACUCAUACAUUGCUUCAUACCAUUGUGUCGGACGACGGACAGUACAGAUUCCUGCAUGUUGAUAUUGCUUCAAGAUAUGUUGGAGAACAACUCUGGCAACGUCACUCUGCUCAAAUGAUUACCAAUAUGCAGCAAAUGUUUGAUAGUAUUUCAACCGAGAUUUCAAGACAUUUGUUUGAAAUAUACGGACAUGUGGUUUUUUGUACUGGUGGACAAACUCUCAAAUGCAGAUGCUCUUGUUCAUUAACGUAUAGUGACAUAUUUAUGUAG